Molecule: messenger RNA, 1323 nt
Organism: Pyrgilauda ruficollis (rufous-necked snowfinch)
Lineage: Eukaryota; Metazoa; Chordata; Aves; Passeriformes; Passeridae
Gene: OMD
Product: osteomodulin
Exons: 3
Coding region: 70-1323 (417 amino acids)
Molecular function (GO): protein binding
Source: RefSeq, a predicted model, not a curated record
AAGAACUUGCUGCCCUCUACAACCUGAACUUCUCAGCAGUCCAAAAAGUCACAACAUAUCAAUUUAAAUAUGGGGAUUCUGAGCAACCUAUCGAUCCUCCACCUACUCUGCACUGCUUUGGUCUUUUGUCAGUAUGAAGACUAUGAUUUUGAGGAUGAAUAUGGUGGGGAGCCAGAUCACCAACUUCCAUAUUAUUUUAACCCAAACGCCCAAGCUGAAGUUCCUCGUUUUCCUUUUCCAGUUGAGUGUGCCAAAGAAUGCUUUUGUCCACCAGCUUUUCCCUUAUCCAUGUACUGCGACCACCGGAAACUCAAGACAAUACCAAACAUCCCCAGCCAUGUCCAACAACUUUAUCUGCAAAACAACAACAUUGAAGCUGUGCCUGCAGGACCAUUCACUAAUGUUACCUUCAUAAGGGAAAUUAACCUCAGCUACAACAACAUUAAAUUCCAUAUGAUUGACCAUGGUGUUUUUGCCAAACUUUCACACUUAGUGCAACUUCAUUUACAACAUAAUGAAUUAGAGGAAUUUCCGUUCCCUCUGCCCAGCUCUCUAGAGAGACUCCUCCUUGCUUUUAAUAAAAUUUCCCGGUUACCUGCAAAUGCAUUGGAAGGAUUGCCCAACAUGACCACGCUUGACCUUUGCAAUAACUUACUUGACGACUCAGUAUUCAAAGAAAAACCCUUCUCAAACAUGAAAAAUUUAAUGCAGCUCAACUUAUGCAACAACAAAUUACAGACAAUGCCUCCUGACCUGCCACCAUCACUUCGGCAUCUUUCUCUUGAAAAUAACUCAAUUUCUCAUAUUCCAGAAAACUAUUUCCACAGACUUCCCCAUAUCAUUGCUCUAAGAAUGUCCCACAAUAACCUGCAGGACAUUUCACCCAACACCUUUAAUCUACCUAACCUUCUAGAACUUAAUCUUGGACACAACAAAUUGAAACAAGUAUUCUACAUUCCAAGAAGUUUGCAGCAUUUGUACAUUGAAGACAAUGAAAUUGAAAACAUCAACGUUACUGUGAUGUGUCCAACUCUGGACGCACUGAACAUCAAGCAGUUAACCUACAUACGCGUGGACCAGAACAAGCUCACAAGCCCCAUCAGCACCUAUGCCUUUUUCUGCUUCCCUCUCAUCAGAACCAUUUAUUAUGGAGAGCAAAAUGUCACUGUCAGCAGGCCAAGCCAGCUCAGAACACCGGUGUUCCGGCGGUUUCUAACACCAGAGGAAUUCCAGGAAGCAGAAGACAAUCAUGAAACGCUCAAUCAAGAAACCGAAGAAGAUCAUGAAGCAGAAGACAGCUAUUUUCAUCCUUACUAUCACUGA